AUGAGAAAACUGCGGCUGAGUUACCAGAAUUUAAGUUGUAGAGUUCCGGGGGGCUUAUAUCGUUUAAAGUAUUAUUUCAAACAACAAAAGGAAGAACUAUUCUUUCUUGCUGAGAAAAACAGUGAUCCUCAAAUAGACAUAGACUCUGGAUUUGUACAGUUGACACAAAAACUUCAAGAUUAUCUGUUACUGCAAUUGCUAUUACCCCAUGGAUGUCAAGCUGUAUUCUUUAGAAGAGUUGCUCAAGCUAAGACAGUUAAAGAAAGUAGUGUUAACGCUGGUAAAUCCAUCCAAAAACUAUUUAAGAAUCCGGAAAAAUCUCCUUUAGUGCAAACCUGGCGUAGGAAUCCUGUCCGUUUAGUUUCCUUUAGAAAUUUCUUCACAACUAAGAAGAUAUUUUCAUGAUGUCUUUCAGAGCAAAAAUGCGAAAAACUACUCCGAAAUAUUCACAAAAAUCCACCAAACAACAACACCUUGAUCGAUAUAAACAUCAAGCUUUCCAAGGCAAGAUAUCGGUGCCGUGACGGAUUCAAGUUGGUUGGUCAGAAAAUAAGGAGCUGUAAGAAGGGGAAAUGGAAGGAAAAGCAAGAACCUCGAUGUUUAGGUAUUACUUAAUAUAUUCCACUAGAAGGAGCAACAUUACUGACUCUUUUUGUCAUAUAGUCUAUGAGUCAAGACCCCAAAAUGGAUUUUCGUAGCACCCCGCUUGAUACUCCCUGGGUGUUAAAUUAAAGCUCAAGGACUGAAUUUUCUAAAUCCACUUGUUACCAGGACGAUACCUGGUGCAUAUCAUAAGGGAGAUAAGGCAAGGUAUUUAUGGGGGUAGUGUGUGGAUACAUUUCAUUUAGUAAAUACAAGUGAUGUAAAAAUUCUAAUAGAAAAGAGAAAUUACUCACUCAAAGUUGAUUAAAUUUUAUAAAAAUAUACUUUAAAUUGACGUUUUGUAAAAUUUCACACUUUCCAUGAUUCUGUGAUCAGCACUUUGCAUCCGUUGCUAUGAAAAACCUAAAUAAAUCUUAUUCCCACUAUUUUGUUUAUUAAAAUGCUAUUCUUUUGUUUACAACCCAUUUAUCACGAAAAAAUCACCCGUUUUUGUGUUUUCUCCUUGUAAUCGCAUGUAUUUGUUUGUACCACAAUGUAUUUCAAUCUUGGAAAUUGCGUUUGUAGUUUUUGUUUAAUAGUGUUUUUUUUUAUGGUGAUUGUAACCAUUAAAUAUGAUGUAUAUUCAUUAGAUGUUUUAAGUGUUAUUAUUGCUUUUACGGGGCCCCAGUGAAAAUCUCCUAUGUGGCAUGGGUUCCUUGCCUAAAAAGUGUUAUUAUUUUAAGGCGGUUUUCUCUUUUUAUUAUUUGUCUAAUAGGACGAGAGCCAAGACAACAUAAAUUAACAGUAGCUGAACUGAAAUUAUAUGUAAGAAGAGGCUCCUUUUCCGUUGUAUUUUUGUUCAUAACGGAAUGGGAAAACUCGAAGAAGGAGGCGUUGUUUGCUUGGGGGGAAGGGGGGGGGGGAAUUGGGGCGGGGGUUAAAGGGCCCGGGAUUUGAAUCCAAGGGGCCCGGGGUUUACCCCCCGCCCAGGUUUUACUAGGUUUUUUCCCCCGUUCUUUUCCCAAUUCUUCUUCUUGGCCCCCGUUUUAACCUGGGCUAAAUUUUUUUUUUUUCUUGUUCCUUUUUUUUUUUGUUUUGUUUUUUUUUUUUUUUUAUUUUAGAUUCGAAAUGAAGCGAGACAAAAAAAUUAAAAAAAUAAUUUGAUGAAUGUUAAGUUUGUUUAAUAUGGUUUUUUUUUUUUUUUUUUUUUUUUAUAAAAAAGGAAUAAAAAAGUGUGGGUGGGGGGGGGGUUGGUGGGGGGGGGGGGGGGGGGGGGGGGCAAUGUGGCCGAGCGUUAAGAGCACUGGACUUGCAAUCCAGAGGCCCCGAGUUUAACUCCCAGCACAGUGUUGACUAGAUUUGUUCCACGGUACUUUUCCCAAUUCAUCUUCUCGGCCACGCUUGUAAACUGAGUUAACUAUUUUUUUUUCCUGUCUCCUGUACGGCUUGCCUGCGGUUCACGUCGGCAAAUUAGACAGCGCCUACAGACAUUAGCAGCAAGUGAUUUGGUUUUCAUUGAAGAUUUUGUAAGCUGCAUUAGCGACGUUUUGAUAGGAAACCAAAACAAUAAUAAUAUAACACAAAAUUCUGGGCGAAAAUCCCAUCCAAAGACUCGACAUAUUUUUCCUUUCCCCAUCGCUCGACGCCAUUUGCUUACAUAAUUGCUAGGACUGUUUUAAAAAGGAUAGGGGGAACUAACGCCCUGGAGACAUUCACAAGGUAUCUUUAUUUUUAAAAUGUAUUCAUGAACAAAGCUUGCGUGUUUAUGUUCCUAAAUGUUCCUUUCAGGGCCGUGUGGGAGACCUGCAGACAUACCAAACGCGACGUUUGUCGGUAGAAAUUUCGGUUAUAAAGACAAGAUAAAAUACAAUUGUGAAAAAGGCUUCAAGUUGAGUGGCCCGAAAAGGAGGACGUGUCGCGGGAAUGGAAAAUGGUCCAGGCCUCCAACGUGUUCACGUAAGGAUUCUUUAAACAAUAUGCUAUAA
Messenger RNA from Porites evermanni, 2567 nucleotides. The record is from the annotation of a GenBank genome assembly. Lineage: Eukaryota; Metazoa; Cnidaria; Anthozoa; Scleractinia; Poritidae.